This is a messenger RNA of Uloborus diversus, 600 nucleotides long. RefSeq lists its product as uncharacterized. The coding region runs from base 1 to 600 and encodes 199 amino acids. The transcript has a single exon. NCBI's taxonomy places the organism in Eukaryota, Metazoa, Arthropoda, Arachnida, Araneae, Uloboridae. Gene Ontology annotation, molecular function: nucleic acid binding. The record is from RefSeq and is a predicted model, not a curated record.
AUGGGCAAGAGAAAAACUUAUUCCAAAUUUACCAUAAAUGCAGUUAUUAUUAUUGACAAUGCGCCAUAUCACACCGUGCAAAUUGACAAGUGUCCCAACUCCAGUAGCCGCAAAAGGGAGAUUUUGGAUUGGCUCGCUGCAAAAUCUAUUAUUCAUUCUCCUGAUGCCUUGAAAGUGGAGUUGUUAGAGCUUGUAAAAUUAAAUGCUCCUAAGCAUAAAACAUAUAAGUUUGAUAAAUUGCUUCAAGAACAUGGCUUUCAAGUGCUUCGCCUCCCACCCUACCACUGUGAAUUUAAUGCAAUUGAAUACGUUUGGGCCGACAUGAAAAGAGAAAUAAGAAAUAUAAAUCCCACAAGUGACUUGAACAUGGAUAAAUUGCUAAAAGAAACAGAAAAUGCCAUAAGUAAAAUAUCUAGCUCUAGUUGGCAAUCUCACUGCAAUCAUAUUGAAAAACUAGAACUUAAAUCUUGGGAAAAAGACGCUAUAAUUGAAGAAAUGUGUGAACCCCUGCAAAUUGUAUUAACUGAUACAGAAGAAAGCGACAAUGAAUGGGAUAGUGAAGCUACAGUUUCGGCAGAGGAGGAUGAAUAUGAUGAGUAA